AUGGCCUCCUUCCAGCACGCAGUUGAGGACCUGAAGCGCAAGGCUGACUUAGAGCGUGGCCGCGCCGCUGUGCAGUCUGGCGAGGCUUUGCCGGCACAGGACCCAGCAGGCUACUACAGCCUCGCAGGGCGCGGGCCCUUGGCGCUCCAGGCAAGAUGA
Molecule: messenger RNA, 159 nt
Organism: Symbiodinium sp. CCMP2456
Lineage: Eukaryota; Dinophyceae; Suessiales; Symbiodiniaceae
Source: the annotation of a GenBank genome assembly